CAGUCCAUGGAAGAAGCUGGUUUCGGAGGUGGCCAAGUUCUGCAAUUUUAUCAGUCAAUCAAUCGUAUUUAUUGAGCGCUUACCGUGUGCAGAGCACUGUACUAAGCAUUUGGGAAGUACAAGUUGGCAACAUAUAGAGACGGUCCCUACCCAACAGUGGGCUCACAGUCUAUCUGGCACAGGAGCAUGAGGAACAAGCAGUAUUGUGCAAGCCCCGGAUCCUUAUCUCCCAAUGAUGACAGAGGCCGACUCAGCCGAAGAUGAAUCCGGGAGUAGCAGCUUCUUGUCAUUGUAACCAUGGAAAACCGGGCCUGCUUUGAGGCGGAGCUAAUCCCUCAAAGCCCCCGCUCUUUCAUUAAAUUACUGAAAGUGAACCGGGAGCUUUUGGUCACCCAAAUCCGCAACACCCAGUGUUUGCUUGACAACUUGAUUGAGAAUGAAUACUUCUCAACGGAGGAUGCGGAGAUCGCAGCUGCCUCUCCAACUCAACCAGAUAAGGUCCGUAAAAUUCUGGACCUGGUUCAGAGCAAGGGAGAAGAAGUGUCCGAAUAUUUCAUCUACGUUCUGCAGCAGGUCUCUGACGCCUACAUUGACCUGAAGCCCUGGUUGAGCGAAAUAUGUUUCUCACCCUCUGAGCUCAUUGAGAGUAAAGUUGUGGUCAACACCGAUCCUGUGAGUAGAUACACACAGAAACUGCGCUGUGAGCUGGGCCGGGAUUCCAAAUUUAUCAUGUCCUACGCCCAGAAGGAGGAGAUGCUGCUGGAGGACACCUACACUGAGAAUGUCAUGGAGCUGACCAACUUCUCCAACGAGAACCUCGGUAGUGUGGGGAGCCUGGCCUCCCUGCUGGACAGCACCACCGGGGUCAUCAACGAGGAUGGUGAGACGGUCCUUGUCUUCGGCGACGCUGGGGUGGGGAAGUCCAUCCUGCUGCAGAAAAUGCAGCACCUCUGGGCCAAGGGUGAGCUGGGCGGAGGGGCCAAGUUCUUCUUCCGCUUCCGCUGCCGCAUGUUCAGCCUCUUCAAGGAGAGCGAGGUCCUGUGCCUGAAGGACCUGCUGUUCAAGCACAACUGCUACCCGGAGCAGGACCCCGAGGAGGUGUUCACCUUCCUCCUGCGUUUCCCGCACACCGCCCUCUUCACCUUCGAUGGCUUUGACGAGCUCCACUCAGACUUCGACCUGGGUGCUGUGCCCGAGGCCUCCUCACCCGUGGAGCCCACCCAUCCUCUGGUCCUGCUGGUGAACCUGCUCAGCGGCAAGCUGCUCAAAGGGGCAGGGAAGGUGCUGACCACCCGGGCCGGGACCGAGGUCCCCCGCCGACUGAUCCGCAAGAAGGUGCUGUUGCGGGGCUUCGCUCCCAGCCACCUGCAGGCCUACACCCGGCGAUUCUUUCCUGACCGGGCCCUGCAGGCCCAGGUGCAGACCCAGCUGGAGGCCAACCCCAAUCUGAGCAGCCUGUGCUCGGUGCCCCUAUUCUGCUGGAUCAUCUUCAAGUGCUUCGAGCAUUUCCACGCGGCCUAUGACAGCCCCCGGGGCCUUCCGGACUGCUCGGUCACACUCACUGACGUCUUCCUGCUGGUGACUGAGGUCCAUCUGAACCGGGCUCUGCCUGCCAGCCUCCUGCACAGGAACACCCGGAGCCAGGUACAGACCUUACGCGCUGGGAGGGCCGCGCUCCAGGCCCUGGGGCGGGUGGCCUACUCGGGCCUGGAGAGGAGUCUCUUUGUCUUUGGCCAGGAGGAGGUGGAGGUCCUGGAGGUGCCAGAGGAGGACCUGCAGCUGGGCUUCGUGCGCGCUGUGCCCGAGGCCGGGGACCGACUCUCUUACGAAUUCUUCCACGUCACACUGCAGUCCUUCUUUGCCGCACUCUUCCUCGUCGUCGAUGACAGGGUGGGCGCCGGGGAGCUGCUCCGUUUCUUCGGCGAGUGGCGGCCUGGUGGGCUGGCGGGCCCCGCCUGCCCCCGGCUCUCCUUCCUCCCGUUCCGGUGCCUGGCUGGGGGCGGGCCGUCUGGGGAGGACCCCUUCCGGAACAACGACCACUUCCACUUCACCAACCUUUUCCUGUGUGGGCUCCUGUCCAAGGCCAAGCAGAAGCUCCUGCGACACCUGGCCCCGGCCUCGGCCCUGAAGAAGAAGCGGAAAGCGCUGCGGGCGCACUUGUUCUCCAGCAUGAGGGCCUACCUGAAGAGCCUGCCCCGCUGCCAGACCGAGAUGUUCAGCCAGGUGCAGGCCAUGCCCACCUUCAUCUGGAUGCUGCGCUGCGUCUACGAGACACAGAGCGACAAGAUGGGGCAGUUGGCAGCCCGAGGCAUCUGUGCCAACUACAUCAAGCUGACCUACUGCAACGCCUGCUCGGCGGACUGCAGUGCCAUCUCCUUUGUCAUGCACCACUUCCGCAAGCGCCUGGCCCUGGACCUGGAUAACAACAACCUGAACGACUAUGGCGUCAAGGAGCUGCAGCCCUGCUUCAGUCGCCUUACUGUCCUCAGGCUCAGUGUAAAUCAGAUCACUGACACUGGAGUUAAAGUACUUUAUGAAGAACUAACUAAAUACAAAAUUGUGACAUAUUUGGGCUUAUACAAUAACCAAAUUACUGACGUCGGAGCCAAGUACCUGGCAAGACUCAUGGAUGAAUGUUCCAGCCUCACCCACCUUAAGCUAGGAGCAAACAAAAUAACAAGUGAAGGGGGAAAGUGUCUUGCUCUGGCUGUUCAGAAGAGCAAAUCCAUCUUUGAAAUUGGGAUGUGGGGCAAUAAGAUUGGGGAUGAAGGUGCAAAGGCCUUCGCAGAGGCACUGAAGAACCACCCCAGCCUGACCAACCUCAGUCUUGCAUUCAAUGGCAUCUCCACUGAAGGAGGCAAAAGUAUUGCACAAGCCCUUCAGCACAACACUUCUGUGAGAAUAUUUUGGCUGACGAAAAAUGAGCUUGACGACGAGGUGGCCGAGAGUUUUGCAGAAAUGCUCGAGGUCAACCAGACGCUGACACAUUUAUGGCUCAUCCAGAAUCAGAUCACAGCCAGGGGGACCACCCGCUUAGCAGGCGCACUCCAGAAGAACACUGGAAUAUUGGAAAUUUGUUUAAACGGAAACUUGAUCAGCACAGAGGAGGCCAAGGCCUUUGAAGAUGAAAAACGGAUUGUUUGUUUCUGAGAGGACCUUUUCUGCGGAGGAUCUCGGGAGCUUGGCCCCAGCCACCCGUGCCAAGGGAGUGGCUGUCCGCACCCGCUCCACUGUUCUGCUCUGCUUGGGCUCGUUCCUCUAACUGUGCCACAGGGACACUUGGUACCCAUCCAAACCCGAAGUCUGGAUGGAGCUAAAGCAGGAAGACCUUAGGGGAGGAAAGCAGAGCGGACAAGCUCACAGAACCCACCUGGGCCAGGCCUUCCUGUGUGCAGCAGUGGAAAUACGGUCAUCACCAGAGGCUAGGCUGGACCUCAUAGCUGUCUUCAACAGGGAGAAGGUCCCUGUCCAGCACCUGGGAAAUGGAAUUUCAAGUGGUCACCUUGCCCCUCUGGGAGCAGUAAUUGUGCAAUAAUGGUUAGUGUCUUUAAAGAAAGGUGGUCUGUGAUUACGCAGGGUUUUACAUGGGUGAUUUCAUGACUUCAUGUUUCCCUGUGGUAGAUAGUGGCAAGUAUUACUAUGGUCACUUUAUGGAUUGGGGAUACUGAGGCAGACGGCGGGGUUUCAGGAAAUAAUUGAAGACCUGACUUGCUGUGAUGCCCAGUCAUUUCACCCUCUUCUGCCUCAGCUGGGGGGAAUAGCUGAGAGUUUAACCCUCUUUGGGGUGGAGGGAGGUGCAGUGCUCCAUGUGACUACAAACAGCCUCGGUCCCGGCUGCCCAACGUAUGGAAACAGCAAAACCCUUAAUAGCGUCACCCCACCAACAGGUAACUCCCCUUCUGUGACCAAAGUUUUUCAUGUUUCUGGCAUGGAAGCUGUAGCGCAUCCAGCCCUGAUCUCGUCAACUCCUGGGCUGGGAGUCAUCUGAGUUUCUCUCUGCUCCUCGUCACUUUCUUGAGCCUCACUCAUGAGAACAAGUAGUUGUGGAGCAGCUCUGGUAAUCCUCUGCCCCAUUAAUAAAGUGCACUCAAAGCAUUCA
Messenger RNA from Tachyglossus aculeatus (Australian echidna), 4099 nucleotides. It is a transcript of the gene NOD1, whose product is annotated as nucleotide binding oligomerization domain containing 1. Gene Ontology annotation, biological process: regulation of apoptotic process. Gene Ontology annotation, molecular function: protein binding. The transcript is spliced from 11 exons. Bases 298 to 3150 code for a protein of 950 amino acids. Lineage: Eukaryota; Metazoa; Chordata; Mammalia; Monotremata; Tachyglossidae. The record is from RefSeq and is a predicted model, not a curated record.